This is a messenger RNA of Diospyros lotus (date-plum), 1320 nucleotides long. RefSeq lists its product as uncharacterized. The transcript has a single exon. The coding region runs from base 414 to 1022 and encodes 202 amino acids. The record is from RefSeq and is a predicted model, not a curated record. Lineage: Eukaryota; Viridiplantae; Streptophyta; Magnoliopsida; Ericales; Ebenaceae.
CUAAGUUUGGGCCUGGCCCAAAGCUUAGGCCCACAGAAAAUCCCAUUUUCAAUUUCCCGAUAGAGCGAGCGAGCGAGCGACUGGAAUUGGGGUAUUCACCGUUCAGUAUUUUCACAAUUGAGAGUUUAGUCGUCGAAAAGUCGCCUGAUCGAAGCAUAUCUUAGCGAACUCUAAAGAAACCAUGAUGCGUGCUGGACAUACAUAUAAUCAUGUUUAAUAAUCAAAUCAAAUGUUUUGUUGCCUGUCGGUGUCGGUAUUUGCUGGAUAUGUUUGAGAUCCUGACCUUGCUCGCUGCCAUUGCAUGUAAUUCGAAUUAAUGAAGUUGUUUUAGACGGUGAAUCCCCAAAGUCGAAGGGAUUGAGCAAUUUAUAAGUACCAUGGAAAUUAAGUAGUCGAUUGUUCUAAUUAAAGUAAUGGUAGAUCAGAGGCAGCUUCGAAAGUUGGAAUUUAUCGGAUCAACGUUAGAGAAUAGAUCGGAUCGACGCUUCUUGAUCUCGAUCUCGAUGUCUCGGAUUAGUGCCCUUGUUCUCGCUUUUCUCUGCGCCCUCUCCUUUGCAAAUCUACCGCCAAUCGCCGCCGCGGACAGCGGAGAAGCGCUCUCCGCCUAUGAAGUCCUCCAAUCCUACAACUUCCCGGUCGGGCUCCUGCCGAAGGGCGUCACCGGCUAUGAUCUCGACAAAAGCACCGGCAAAUUCAACGCUUAUUUGAACGGCUCCUGCAGUUUCUCUCUGGAAGGCUCCUACCAACUCAAGUACAGGUCCACCAUUAGCGGGUUCAUUGCCAAGGACAGGCUCACGAGCCUCAAUGGUAUCAGCGUGAAGGUGUUUUUCAUGUGGGUGAACAUCGUCGAGGUCGCCCGCAGAGGGGAAGAGCUCAAUUUCUCCGUCGGCAUUGCUUCGGCAGCUUUUACGAUUGAUAACUUCGCGAUUUGUCCACAGUGUGGGUGCGGAUUGGAUUGCAAUAGCAACGGCAAGGGGCAAGUAAGAGAGAUUGGGACUAAUCUUGUCGUCUCUUCGGUUUAGGUUUAAAUUCACUACUUCUGCGAAAUACGGUAUUUGGAUUCAAUUGGGGGAUUUUGUUUUAAUUUAUGAGUUAAAUAAGCUGGAAUUUUUUAAUCUACUUCGUUAUUGCCUGUUUCGUUUGUCUAAAUUGACAAUAUACGCAUCUUCGUAUGUGUACUCGUAGUUUUCACAUCUGGUGUAUAUAUGUUUAAUUUUUAUUUUUUUUAUUUCUGUUGAUUUAGUUCUUAAGUUCUCAUGACGCUUAUGCCGUCCAGUCCCAAGAACAAUUAAUUGAUGCUACUGUAUUUUAGAUAAACAG